This is a messenger RNA of Botrytis byssoidea, 450 nucleotides long. RefSeq lists its product as uncharacterized. Gene Ontology annotation, molecular function: calcium ion binding. Gene Ontology annotation, cellular component: myosin II complex. The transcript has 3 exons. Bases 1 to 450 code for a protein of 149 amino acids. Gene Ontology annotation, biological process: mitotic actomyosin contractile ring assembly. Lineage: Eukaryota; Fungi; Ascomycota; Leotiomycetes; Helotiales; Sclerotiniaceae. The record is from RefSeq and is a predicted model, not a curated record.
AUGUCAUCAACUAAUCCUCCAUACGAUGCGCAGGCCUCCACAAACUACAGAGAAGCAUUUCAACUCUUCGAUAAACGCGGUACUCAACGUGUGCAAUUGGAUCAACUUGGAGAUUUGUUGAGAGCGUGCGGUCAGAAUCCUACUUUGAAUGAGAUUAGAGAGUUGGAGAAGAAUGUUGGUGGUGAAUUCGAUUUCGAAACCUUCUCCAAGAUUCUCAACCGACCAGGUGGAUUCCGCGACCCAGGUGAACCAGAGGAAUACUGUCGUGGUUUCCAGGUAUUCGAUAAGGAUAUGACUGGAUUUAUCGGAGUUGGACAAUUAAGAUACAUUUUGACGAAUUUGGGAGAGAAAAUGAGUGAUGAGGAGGUGGAUGAAUUGUUGAAGGCGGUUGAUACCAGUAGUGGGGAGAUUAACUAUACUGAUCUCGUACGAACCAUCCUCGCAAACUAG